AUGCUUCCCACCUUACCCCGGAUGACAUCCAAAAAGGCCUUACCUCUAUUCUACGCUAUUUGUCCGGACUACUCUACAGACCCCUCGGCGACGUUACAGAGGAGACUGAGAGUCAGGGCAGAGCAUUGGAAGAGAGCUGAGGAGGAUAAGAAGCAAGGUAUAUUGGAAUUCGGUAGAGGAACCGUUGCCCCUCCCUCACAUCCAUUACAUACCGACCCCAACCUCCCAUCAAAUCUCCAAGCGAUGAAUGGAUCUAUCAUGUUCUUCCGAUACAAGGCCCUUUCAGACGUUUGGGACAGGUUGAAAGAGGAUGUAUACUAUACGGGGGACGUGUGGGAUAAGGAUAAAAUCCAAGUUGGAGAGUUUAUACGUUUACCUGGGGAAGGUGAGGAGUGA
Messenger RNA from Kwoniella botswanensis, 396 nucleotides. RefSeq lists its product as uncharacterized. Bases 1 to 396 code for a protein of 131 amino acids. The transcript is spliced from 2 exons. The record is from RefSeq and is a predicted model, not a curated record. NCBI's taxonomy places the organism in Eukaryota, Fungi, Basidiomycota, Tremellomycetes, Tremellales, Cryptococcaceae.